AUUUUUAUAAUAUCCACAGGUUUUGGGACCUGCCCCUAAAUGGUGUUCUUUCUUGGACAACUUGACCGAAGAACUGGAAGAGAACCCAGAGAGCACAGUUUAUGAUGACUACAAAUUUGUAACCAGAAAAGACCUUGAAAAUUUAGGCCUUUCUCAUCUCAUUGGAUCAUCAUUGCUCAGAGCGUAUAUGCACGGCUUUUUCAUGGACAUAAGGCUUUACCAUAAGGCAAAAAUGAUGGCCAACCCCUUUGCUUAUGAAGAAUACAGAAGAGAGAAAAUAAGACAAAAAAUAGAAGAAACACGUGCACAGAGAGUUCAGCUGAAGAAACUUCCCAAGGUCAAUAAAGAGCUCGCCCUCAAACUGAUUGAAGAAGAAGGAGAGGAACAACAGGCUACUAGAAAAAGGAAACAAAAGAAUCUGCCUAGCCUUCUCAAAGAUGAUCGUUUUAAGGUCAUGUUUGAGAAUCCUGAUUUCCAAGUAGAUGAGCAGAGUGAAGAAUUUAGGCUACUUAACCCACUUGUUUCUAAGAUAAGUGAGAAAAGAAAGAAGAAACUAAAGCUCUUACAGGAGCAGGAAGCAAGAGAACAGGAAGAGGAGGAAGAACCAGAAGGAAAACCAAGUGAUGCAGAAAGUUCUGAGAGUUCAGAUGAUGAAAAAGGUUGGGUUGAAGAGGUCAGGAAACAGCGCAAGCUUCUGCGCCAAGAGGAAAAAGUAAAGCGGCAGGAAAGGCUCAAGGAGGAUCAGCAAACAUUACUAAAACCUCAGUUUUUUGAGAUUAAAGAAGGAGAGGAAUUCAGAAGCUUCAAAGACUCUGCCAAAAAACAAAAGUUAAUGAAGAAAACUCUCGGAGAUCGUUUAAAGCUUGAAGAAAAACUUGGCACACUCAAUGUAUCUGAUACGACAGUGGGCAGCAAACAGGCUACGUUCAAAUUAAAGAAGUCCGAGCACCAGAAGAAACAGCAGGAAGCUGAGAAACAACAUCGUCAAGAGAGGAAAGCUCUCAGGCGCUCUGCUAGUCAUCUCAGGAGCAAACAUGGAAGAGGACAACGGUUUCAUUGAUUUAUGUUAUUUUUUAAGAAACUUUUUAUUUUUAAUUUGAAAAAGGGGCUUUGCAAUACCAAUGCAUUUGUAUUUUGUUUCAUUGAUGAACAGAAACCAGAACUUGCUAAACUCUGUCUUAGUUACUGAAAAGUUUAUGAAAGUGUAAGUAUUGUCUGCAGGACGCGGUGCAUAUGGUAUGUUGUAAAUGCCAGAGUGAACUGUAUUUGUGCAGAAAUCACCAACAAGUGUUUAUUGUGUAACACUGUAUGUUUUCUGUAUAAGAAUUUAUGUAUACAAUGAGGCUGACUGUCUUCAAUUUAAGAAAACUGCGGUUUUGCUUUCUGAAGUCUUUCUUUAUGACUUUUUAGAUACACGAUCAGGAGAAAAUUAUUUUGUCUGAAAACUUUGCUCUACAAGAGCACAACAUUUUUUUUCUUUUAUGCUGCUUCUUGUAUGUCAUAACAACUAUGUUUUUCAGAAAUUGGUGUUGUCUACUAUGUUCUGGGUUGCCUGUAUGUCCAAGAGGAGGUAAAAAUGAUUGCCGUGAAAGCAACUGAGAAUGGCAAAUUGAGAUUUUAUUGAGUCAGGAUUCUCUUUUCACACUCGUGUACAAAAGAGAAUUUGAGAAGGAUAAUCAAGUUAAAUUUUGUGAGCAUUGCAUUUAAUCAGAAAUGGUUUGAUAUGUUUUGGUAAGCAAGCCAUUAUUCAAGGUAGGUCAAAUGGUGUGUAUUUACAUACAAAGCAUAUUAAGGCCACACAAGUAACCUCCAUUCCUCCCAAGUUAGUUUAGGUAACUAAGUUAAGAAACUAGGACAUAUGUUAAGGAUAUAUUUAUUUUGUAUGUCUUAUUUUUGAUUACCAACAGAGCGCUUGUUGCUAAGCGGGAAGAGCAUUUCUUCUUGAUACAUUUUUUUUAUUUUUUUUUUUAAUCUAGAAAACCCUUAAUUCAUAUAUGUCAUAGAAUCAUAGAAUUGCUUAGGUUGGAAAAGACCUUAAAGAUCAUCGAGUUCAACCAUGACCAAACCAUAAUACCCUAAUAAGCCUCUGCUAAAACAUGUCCCUGAGCAAACUAGUGUCAUUCACUAGUUCAGUAAAUAAUUUUUUUUUAAACUUUGAUCUUAGGGGAGCUUUGUUAUUGCUUUUUACACAAUUUUUUAAAUUGUCUUUUCACUAUAUCCAAGAAACUGUGAACUUUGGAUCCAGCAAAAAUCAAUGAAUCUACCUAUGACUAUAAAUCACUUUGAGACUUGGAAGUUGUUAAGACUUUUGCUUUAUAAACCAGAAAGAUUAUUAAUCCAUUCAGGUCUUCUGGACAGUAUUUAUCGUACUAUUGGACCAAAAAUGGGGAAAUCUUGCUGGACCUAUGGGGAAAUCUUGCUUUCUUAAAGCCUGAUGCUUUUCUGAAUCAAGAUUGAUUGUCUUUUAGAUGCAGGAUAAUUGAUCACACACUUGGAUUUUUUUUUCUCUCUGUUUUAAUUGUACCUGCUUUAUUUCUUGCUUCUGGUUUUAAUUAUAUUGUUUCCUUUUAUUUAAAAAUGUUAUUUGCACAGUAUAGGUACAGUGAGGCAAACUAGAGAUAGAAAUAUGAGUAAUGGAUGCCAGCCAUUCUGGAGAGUAAUCCUAGAAAAUUGGUGGCCUCACAUAGUAUUUGUAAAUGAGAAUCUUAGAGUUGACCCGAGUCUGAAUAUUCAUGGGAGGCACGUGUAGCUUCAUCAGUUGUGAUGUGCCUCUUCAGAAGGGAGACUACUGCAUUAUAAAUUCUUCUGCUUGUCUUUGCCCAGAAACACCUCCUUGUUGAUGGUUCUUUGUUCAUUAGUUUCUUUGUUGUGCACUUGGUUGCUCAGGACUUACAUGAGUUCAUAGUGGAAUAGGCAGUCAUGUAAUAUGCAGAAGAUGCAAAGCUCUGUGCAGUCUUCAUCUUAGCUACAAUUCAUGCUCACCAAUGGCUGAUGCAGAUUUUGAAAGACCAGUGAGAAUUAAUCAGAAACAGGUCUGUAGUUCUAAAGGAGGUGCAGUCCUGCAAUAAUCAGGAACAAGGUUCAUGAGCUAAUGGUAAUGAAGUUCUGCCAGCAGACCAACUUGACAAGUCUGUAAUGAAAAGGCAAGCCCAAGGGCAAGCUAGCAGGUAAGGAUCAGGGAGGUACUUGGGUGGGCAUGGGCAUACUUGCAACAUAGCUUAGAGGAGGAUCAAGGGUGACCCAGUCAAAGCCUUUGGCAAAGUUUUCCAGAGCUUUUUAACACAACUCUUCUUGUAGCAGUCCGGUACCCAGUUACUUGGCUGUACUCUACUAGAGCUGGCUUUAAGUACAGCAAUGAAACCACUGGCAAAGGAAGAGGUAGCAGAGCCUGCUUGAGAUCUGGCAUGAAGCACGUUCAGAUUCUUGGGACUGAUAAAAAGCAUUGAUAAAAGACUAGAUAGAAGGGGAAGAUUUGAGAGCUUCAACAGAAGCUGACAUAUCAAUGCAGCAUCAUUGCAACUAAUUAACUUCAUAAUGCAGUCAAAGAAGGCAUUUAUUAGGAUAUUUUCGUUACAUCAACUUUUAUUUAGCUAACCACACCACUUUCCGUAUUACAGGAAUCGAUGUUGAUUCAGUAUGGCUGUUCCUAGAAGCUAAGCAGCUGCUAGGAUAUUUUUUUAUAUUUAAGAUUCCUGCUCUGAGGUAAGUGACUGUAUGCUGUAGCCUUCUGGAAACCCUGACUUGUAUGUAUGAAACGUAGAGGUGAUAAUCAGUUUUAAAAAAAAAGAAAAAGCUCACUGUGAGUAACUUUUCUUUUAGAGGUUAAAUGUGAGUGGAACAGUGGAAUACUGAAUCUGAUGUCGCUUAUACUUGAGUACUUCUUUAUUCCACAAGUACUGUUGUUUACAUCAGGCUUUUUAGUCGUUCAACUAACAAUGAACCAGAAUUACUUGUGUAAUUUUCUUUUAAAAUUGCUGUUAACAGACCAAGAAGCAGUUCCUUUGGCUGUAUAAUUGUUUUAAAUGGAGAGCAUCCUCCAGUUUACACACAACAGGAGUACUAUGCUCCUCAACUCUUUUUUAAUGUCAGAACAGAAGUGUGUAAAAUGUAUAUACAUGUUUUCAGAUAGUCUGUUUCUGGAGGUAUAGACCUCCAAGUAGAUAUGAUUUGAAAUUGCUAAUUUCAGGAAUGAGUGGUGAAGGGGUACUGCUGGCCAGCAAAACUCCAUGCUUCACUCUCUCACCAUCUCCUCACUUAGCGGGUGAUGGGUGAUGUGAAGCACUCAGUCUCUGUUGUGUCUCUUGGCCCAGAAGUGACUCAAUUCUCUCAGGGUUACCAUGACAUCACAGAACUUGCCUUCCCAGGCCCAAGAUAGUGCAUAAGGCAGUGGAAUAGUUGCUUCUACCAUUGUGAGUAUGUUGUGCUUAUCCUGACAGGUUUGUGGUAUUGGUCCAACACGGUCAUUUCACUCGGCCUCACCUUAUUGGAAUCCUUUCCACAAGUUACUGUUCCAGAGGGACUUUAAUCACACAGCUCGCUUGAUUGCAGCACAUUCCACACUGCUGGGUGACCUGUGUGGUAGCCUCGAUGGACAGGUCCAUCCCUCAGUCAAGAGCCCAUCUGUGUGUGGCAUCUCUCCACAGAUACCCUGAUAUUUCAUGGACCCAUCAAGCCACAGACAGCUCCUAGUCGAAGGAGUCAAUUUUUGAAACCCAGUCUACCUGCUUAUUUUCUGGUAUUCUUCAAGGUUCGUUUCUUGUGUAUGUGAGCAUCUGCAUGCUGUACUUUAACAACAAUGUUUUCUGCUUGGACAGCAAUGUCUUGUAUGUCUUGUCACAGUGCAACAGCCCAGAUGAGUUCAUUUAUGCACCACUAUGUUCUUCUUCCAUUGCUGUAGCCACUCCCACAGGGUAUUUGGCACAAUCCAUGACCCAUUGUAGCUUACUUUCCGCUUUCUUUUGGCAAUUUUUAGGGCCAGUUGGAUGUCUUUUACCUCUGCAAAUAGGUUCAACUUGCCUUCUCCUUCAGUGCCUUCCUCAUCUCAUCAUGUUGGACUCUGUACAGCAGCUUUCUACUUCUGAUGGGUUCCUGCAACAUGGACAGGAUCCACCAGAGAAUGAAACAUGCGAUUUCUGUCUCUUCUGUUUUUGUAGUGCUCUAGAGCUCAGUGUGUAUUUUCAUUCAAGUAUUCCAUUGUUUUUUUUUUUACGAUUCUGCACUUCAGAGAUGAAAUUCAAAACCAUCACAACCAUGACAGGGACCUGUCCAUGUUCUCCCACAUACCUUGCCACCCAUCACCACAUUGCCUUGGAGCAGAUACCUGGUGAUAUUCUUAACUAAUUGUUUAAUCCUAGAAAGAAACAGAAACACAUGGAGGCCUAGUAAUAAGAGCGUGUUGUUUUCAUCAACAAAAAGAAGUCUCUACACCAAAAUCAACCUAGCAAUGUGGACAAUUUACACAUACUGCACUCCUCAUCCCAUUAUCACAUUACUACCUCGCAUAUUCUUCACAGCUGUUACAUCAUAAAUUCUUCUCUGUUACAUUCUUAGUCAGUGUCCAGUCUGUGUCUUGCCCAUUACUUCUCUGCAUUAUCAUUCUUAUAUUUAAUUCCUUGAGCCCAAAGUGGAUGCCACAAAGAACUGAGGUGGUUUCACACUGAUGGGCAGCCUCUCUCAUUCCAGCUCCUCAAAGGAAAAGGGAAGGGGAGAAAAUACGAUGAAAUACAAAAGGCUCAUAGGUUGAGAUAAGGAUAAUGUAAUUAAGGGGAAAAGAAAGAGAAAUACAAUAACAAUUAAACAAACAAAAGAAGGAAAAAAAAAAAGAAAAGGAAAAGCCAUGUGGAAGUAAAGAGGGAAAAUAGUUAUUCUGUAUGAUCUGUCACCAAAAGAUGUUUGGAAAAAUCUUGUAACACAGGACUUCAUUGCACAUAGCAGUUAUUUGGGAGCACAGAUGUUUUCAUAACAAGAGCUCUCCUCCUUCCCUUUUCCCAUUUUCAAUGCUGAGCCAUGGUAUGGAAUAUUUCUUUGGUUGGUUUAGGCCAGCUGCUCUGGCAAUGUCUUCUCCUCACCUCUUGACUACCCCCGGCCUGCUGGCUUUUGGAGUACUGGAGAGAGUCUUAAUAAUAGGCUAGUGCUGUGCAGCAGCAGCCAAACCAUUGGUGUGAUAUCAACGCUGUUGCUACAGCUCAGAGCACUCGUGUGGGGAAUGUUAACUCCAAGCUAACCAGACCCAGUUCUGAGGGAGUAAGAAUUUUCAAACUAUUCUAUCUUCCUUUGCGUCAACCUUUUUUGUGUCUGUGUUUGCAUUAGGUGGGAAAAUGAGUAAUAGACUUGAGUUCGAGGAAGAAAGACUCAAAGGGCAAACUUCCAAUUUUGUCUACAAGUAGCAGAACAGCUUGCCUGGGGAGUCUGUGUGGUGCCAACUGGAAGAUUUGCAAUGUCAGAUGAAACAUCUGCAGGAACCCCAGAGGUACAGAUGAGUGUGUCUGAGGAGGGGGAAUGGAUGUGUAAACCUGAGAGGACUCCUCAAGUGUGGUGAUUGUAGAGUUGGUUGUAGCAGGGAACAGGCAUGCAGCAGUAAUGACUGGAGUCAUUUUUCCCUUUUGCCCCAUCCUUCAGCUGAAUUGCUCAGUAGUUCUAUCUUUGUAUCUCUUUCAUGAAGAUUAAAUACUUUUUUGGUGUGCAUCCAUAGCUAAUACAUUUUUUCUGAUCUUGGGAAGUAUGGGUUUUAUAAGAUGGAUGAAACUGCAUAAAUAUACUAAUAAACUUCAGCUCUUGAUCAUUAUC
Molecule: messenger RNA, 6786 nt
Organism: Meleagris gallopavo (turkey)
Lineage: Eukaryota; Metazoa; Chordata; Aves; Galliformes; Phasianidae
Source: RefSeq, a predicted model, not a curated record